UCCCUGAAGCGGAUCAAGCGCUCUGACCGCCGCGGGGCCGAGUCGGUGACGGAGGAGAAGUUCACCAUCCUCUUUGAGUCUCAGUUCAGUGUUGGUGGCAACGAGCUGGUCUUCCAGGUGAAGACGCUGUCCCUGCCCGUGGUGGUGAUUGUGCACGGGAGCCAGGACAACAAUGCCACAGCCACUGUGCUCUGGGACAAUGCCUUUGCCGAGCCCGGCCGCGUGCCCUUCGCGGUGCCCGACAAAGUGCAGUGGCCGCAGCUCUGCGAGGCGCUCAACAUGAAGUUCAAGGCGGAGGUGCAGAGCAGCCGUGGGCUGACCAAGGAGAACUUGGUGUUCCUGGCACAGAAGCUCUUCAACAGCACUAGCUCUCACCUGGAGGACUACAGCAGCACCACAGUGUCCUGGUCCCAGUUCAACAGGGAAAACCUGCCCGGGAGGAAUUACACCUUCUGGCAGUGGUUUGACGGAGUCAUGGAGGUGCUGAAGAAGCAUCUGAAGCCGCACUGGAAUGAUGGGGCCAUCCUGGGCUUCGUCAACAAGCAGCAGGCACACGACCUGCUCAUCAACAAGCCUGACGGGACCUUCCUCCUUUCGGAGAUCGGCGGCAUCACCAUUGCGUGGAAGUUCGACUCCUCUGAGAGGAUGUUCUGGAACCUGAUGCCUUUCACCACCAGGGACUUCUCCAUCCGCUCCCUGGCCGAUCGCCUUGGGGACCUCAGUUACCUCAUCUACGUGUUCCCUGACCGGCCCAAGGACGAGGUCUUCUCCAAGUACUACACGCCGGUUCUCUGUGAGUCCACGCCAGCUAAAGCUGUGGAUGGAUAUGUGAAGCCACAGAUCAAGCAAGUGGUGCCAGAGUUUGUCAGUGCGUCCGGCGAUUCUGCCCCUGGAGGGGCCACCUACAUGGACCAGGCUCCUUCACCUGCCGUCUGCUCCCAGCCCCAUUACAACAUGUACACCCAGAACCCCGAUGCUGUGCUGGACCCUGAGGGCGACUUCGACCUGGACGACACCAUGGACGUGGCGAGGCACGUGGAGGAGCUGCUGCGGCGCCCCAUGGACAGUCAGUGGAUCCCCCACGCCCAGUCGUGACGGGCGGGCGCCUCGCCCCCCUGGCCCUGCGGGGACUGUACUGUGUUCGCGUCUCUGUGCCGGGGGGGGCGGUGGGUGGGCCCUGCCCCGGAGAUUUGCUCUGUGCUGCCCCGAAACGCAGGCUGGCGUCCGGCUCUUUGGUGUUUAUGCCCCUGUAUAAACAGCAGCGGAUUUGUCGCA
Molecule: messenger RNA, 1275 nt
Organism: Phaethon lepturus (White-tailed tropicbird)
Lineage: Eukaryota; Metazoa; Chordata; Aves; Phaethontiformes; Phaethontidae
Product: signal transducer and activator of transcription 5B
Exons: 9
Biological process (GO): growth hormone receptor signaling pathway via JAK-STAT; response to peptide hormone; cytokine-mediated signaling pathway
Molecular function (GO): RNA polymerase II cis-regulatory region sequence-specific DNA binding; DNA-binding transcription factor activity, RNA polymerase II-specific
Source: RefSeq, a predicted model, not a curated record